Molecule: messenger RNA, 426 nt
Organism: Prorocentrum cordatum
Lineage: Eukaryota; Dinophyceae; Prorocentrales; Prorocentraceae
Source: the annotation of a GenBank genome assembly
AUGCUGCUGGACCCUGGGUGCCGCCGGAUCCCAGCGCUGGCGGGCAGCACUGGUCGCCCGCGCACAUGCUGCUGGACCCUGGGCACUGCACAUUGGCUCCCGGAGCGCAGGCAGUCGUCGACCUUCGUAUUGUUGACGCACCCCGAAAAGCUGGGACUCGCGGACGGGCACGGGAACGUGCCGCCAGAUCCCGGCGCAGGCGGGCACGCAGGUGCUCAACUCCACCAGGGAGGCAGCCAGGCAGUCGUCGACCUUCGUGUUGUUGACGCACCCCCGCCGGCGGGCAGCACUUGUCUGCCCGCGUCACAUCCUGCUUGGCCCUGGGCACUGCACAUUUGCUCCCAGAUCGUCAGGUGUUCGCCGUCGUUGUUGUUGUCGUCGUCGUCGUUGUCGUCGCCAGGCAGUCGUCGACCUUCGUGUUGUUGA